CCUACACCUGCAGAGGUACUUGACCGUGUGACUACUCUCUACCUACUCUCCCCUCCCACCAUCUAACCACAACAUCUCAAAAUCCCUCGAUCCCCUCGUUCCUCCUAGUGAAUCGACUAUGGAAUCCACAACCGAUAACUAGAAGAGACUCAGCUAUCUCAUCCCACUGCCUUGCUCUCACUCCUCCUCCCACUCCCACUCCCACUCCUUACCUCGCCCUCGCGGUACAUGUAUCGAUAUCAGUAGUCCUUCCUUCCCUCGCCUCUCCAUCUCCAUAUCCAGCUUCACCGGCUCUGCGUUCCACCAGAAGCCCACUCCCACUCCCACGUCCACGUCCACUCCUGCACCCACGCAACCUCACACGAACCAGCCUUGUUGAACCUCAAUUCCGAGUCAUCAUCACCGCCUCAAAAAUUGCGUUGCACUCGGAAAGGGAGUCCAAUUCGCGACAAUAGUGUUGCAAUGGCAUCCAAAACCAGCGGACAUUUGCAGAAGCCUAGCCUCAUCGAUCGCCGAAAAUCUUCGACCCUUCACUACCAAACCUUUCCCACUCCUCCUCCAAAGUCCCGUGGAAGACCACCAGUGUCACCCACAAGUUCGUCAGGCUACCCCGAUGGUUCUGCCAACCCGCCACAUCAACCCGGCGAUGAGGAUGAGCAUCAGAGCUCCCCCCUUCCUACUCGGCAAUUGGCCAUCCUUGCGGUCAUAGCCUUAGCAGAGCAGACGGCGUUCAAUUCCAUAUCGCCUUACCUACCCGAAAUGACUUCGACCUUCUCCGAAGUCAAUGUGGAAAGUUUGGGGUUGUACGUGGGCAUAAUUGGCUCUUCCUUUGCGCUGGCUCAGUUUGCGACCAAUUUCUUUUGGGGGUGGUUGAGUGACAGGAUAGGCAGAAAACCCGUGGUGAUGAUGGGAACGGCCAUGACAGCAGCAUGCUUCGUGGCCUUUGGCUUCUGUAGAACACUGUGGCAAGCAGUGGUGGUGCAGGCUUUUAUGGGUCUGGUCAACGGAAAUCAGGGAGUGGUGAGUACCUGCCUGGGUGAAAUUACGGAUCGAAGUAACCAAAGCAAAGCCUUUGUAUACCUUCCCGUGAUUUAUGGAAUUGGAGGCAUUACUGGGCCGGCUCUGGGGGGCUUAUUGGUUGCACAUGACAGUGCAUACCCGUACCUGUUACCCAAUCUCUGCUCCGCAGCCAUUUUGCUCGUUGACCUCGUUCUCACAGGCUUUUUCUUGGAAGAAAGUUUGGAAGAAGCAAAGGAUCUACCAUCUCUUCAGAAACGAGUUACAUAUUUGUUUAGCUGGAUUUGGCAAUUUGCUGGGGGCGCUCGACGUCCAACGUAUCUUCGUAGACACAUGCAUCGAGAUGCACGACAUCGAGACUCACAGCUCAGAGCCCAUGGAGCUACAGACGAAACGGCAGACGAUUCCGUAUCCGAUGUUGAUAGUGAAAAUCACUCCUUACUAUCUGUCCCUGAUUUGUUUCCCCAAAACAAUGGUCAUCUUGGUAAAGAAAUACUCAACAGAAAUACGAUGCUCCUGCUAGGCACGUAUCUGAUCUUCCAACUUUCGAAUAUCUCCUUCAACUGCUUAUAUCCCAUUUUCGGUGAAGCAUCAGCUCCUACUGGUCGUGAGCUUGAGCCUUCAGAGAUAGGUCUAUCACUUUCUUUUGCUGGAAUAAUCACCAUUGUUUUCCAAGUUGGUAUUUUCGGGAGGUUGAAAGAAAAGAUGGGUAACAAAGCAACAUACAGGGCAGGUCUGUUUUUAUUCUUCAUUUCCAUGAUGAUAAUGCCUUGGGUAGGGUAUCGGGAUUCCCCAGCUCCUUUUGGCUGGGGGUCUGGCGAGACGUGGUUGUGGCUUGAGCUUGGAUUCGUCUUACUUUUGAAGACGGUCGCCGCAGUUGGUGGGUUGACAAGUGCGCUCUUACUGGUAUUUGACUCCCCCCAGAACCAUCUCGUAUAUCUGUCUGACUGUAAUGCGAUUUCUUAGAUCACGAAUUCAGCACCUAACCACUCAGUUCUUGGGACGCUCAACGGCCUUGCUCAGACCCUUUCCGCUGCGGGCCGCGCCGUAGGACCCUUCGUCUCGGGUGGUCUCUUCUCCCUCUCGACCCGCGUUCAACCCAAAGGUGAGGCGUUUGCAUGGGGCCUAUUUGGUGGCAUCGCAUUUAUCGGAUGGCUUCUUAGUUUCGGCAUCCGAGGGGAGGAGCUCGAAGGCGCGGAUUGGGAGGGAAGCGAGACUCAAGACGACGAAGAUGAUGACGAUUUAGAGAGCGAUGCUGGUAUCGACAGGAGAUGAAUGUUUUGAAAUUUCUUGAUUUCUUUGCUGGCUUUUUACUUUACAUGUUUCUUUUUGGGACGGCGAUAAGGCGUUAGAUAAGGCAGGCAGGCAUAAAUAGCGGAGUUCUUUAAUGUGCAAUAUUGGGUGGGUCGGUGGGGGAUUAGAGAUGAUGGACGGAUACAGCACAGCACAGUACAGCGCAUUUAGAUAUGUAUUACGAGAUUUGGGAGUUCAGAGGGCGUCAUGGGAUUGUAAAUGGAAGAAAGAGGGGAAUGAUGAUACCUAAUUAUGAGAUGUUACUUAGUUGUACAUGUACUGUAAGACUUACAUGUUUU
Molecule: messenger RNA, 2609 nt
Organism: Hymenoscyphus albidus
Lineage: Eukaryota; Fungi; Ascomycota; Leotiomycetes; Helotiales; Helotiaceae
Source: the annotation of a GenBank genome assembly